GGCACAAUAUGGCGCCGUUUCGAGGACGUGGAGCUUUUCGCGGAAGAGCAAGAGGAAGGGGUGGAGCGAGAGGUGCAAGAGGAGGAAGAGGCGGAAGAGGCGGAAGAAAAAACGGAUUCCUUUCUGCGCGAGUGGAAGAGCGAGUUGCGGAUGGUGAAGAUAUAUCCAAUGCUCCUGAGCCGGAACAAGAAUCUGAGGUCAGCGACGGAUCCUCAGAAGAAAACGAAGAAGACGAAGACGCGCAGCCGAUCUCGAAAGCGUACCACAUACUACUACAGUCGUUCGCGUCGCGCCAGAAACCGAACGCAGCCAAGGACGAACCACGGAGGAAGCGACGGAAGCUCCACCACGGCCCGGUGCCCCAGCCCGAAGACGAUAUAGAGGUAGAUGCAGAGAUAGAAUCCGAGACGAAUGAAGAAGAGGACUCUGAACCAGCCGAUGACCGGGAGCAGGACGGGCCUGGCUCGGCAGUAGACACUAUGGAGAGUGCUGAGGAAGACAAUGGAGAGGUCCAAGGCCCCUUUGAGGCUCAUUUCGAGAACCCGGAUGAGAACGAGUUAGCGAUACGGAUAAGAGGCAUAACAGAGAAUCAAUGGACGAAUAAGAAGUUGGAUGCUCCGAGUGGUAGCAGAUGUAUGUUCCAAUACCUAAGCGCGGGAGAGAAGGCACCGAACAGACGGAAGAUGAAGAGCACGAGGGAUAUCAGACUGAAGCCACGACUCGUCGAGAACGCCCGGCAGGUGCUUGGGCAGUUCAACGACGUCGAGCAAACCAUUGCUCCUUCCAUCUUCGACUAUCAGGACCUUCUGUUCGGCGCAAGGACAGUUCAGAACGCAGACCGCCUCCGACACAUGUUCUGUCUCCAUGCGCUGAACCACAUACUGAAGACCCGCGAUCGGGUGCUGAAGAACAACGCCAAGCUGGCAGCAUCUGGCAAUGACGACGCCGAAUACCGCGACCAGGGCUUCACGCGGCCCAAAGUCCUCUUCCUCCUCGAGACGAAGGAAGCCUGUGUGCGCGCCAUCGAUUCCAUCACAAAGCUCCACGACUUCGAGCAGCAGGAGAACAAGAAGCGCUUCUUGGACAGCUUCUCCUUGCCAGAAGGCAAGUUUUCGGAGGACAAGCCGGACGACUUCCGCGAGCUGUUCGAAGGCAACGACGAGAACGAGUUUCGGAUAGGCGUCAAGCUGAUGCGGAGGACCCUAAAAUUAUACUCCACCUUCUACAAUUCGGACAUUAUAUUUGCAUCUGCUCUGGGUCUUCGGCGCGCUAUCGAAGGCGGAGACACGAAGAAGAAAGAUUAUGAUUUUCUCUCGUCGAUCGAGCUGGUAGUCAUGGAGCAAGCCGAUGCAACGCUGAUGCAGAACUGGGAACACGCAGAGUACGUUUUCGAGCACCUCAAUCUGCAACCAAAAGAUGCCCAUGGCUGCGAUUUCUCACGAGUGCGAUCAUGGUAUCUUGACGGGCAUGCGCCUUAUGUGCGGCAGACAAUCGUCCUCUCCGCAUACCUCACUCCAAAGAUCAAUACCCUUUACAGCAAGCACAUGCGCAAUGUCGCCGGGCGUCUAAAGUAUACUCCAGACUACAGCUCCGGCAUCAUCGAAUCUCUCCCGUACAGCAUCAAGCAGACAUUCUCCCGCUUUGCCUCUCCCUCCCAUCUGACCGACCCAGAUGCCCGCUUCAAGUACUUCAACACUACCAUCCUCCCGCAGAUCAGCCGGCUGCCCAAACCGCUAGAGGGUGGUAUUGGCGUCCUAGUCUUCAUUCCCUCAUAUCUCGACUUCGUGCGCAUACGAAACUCGCUAGUAGAGUCCGACUUCUCCUACGCUUCCAUCUCAGAAUACACGGAUCUCACAGAUGUCCGCAAAGCACGAUCGCAUUUCAUGAGCGGUCGGCAUGCGCUGCUUCUGUAUACGGGGCGUGCGCAUCACUUUCAUCGGUAUAAUAUCCGAGGCGUGAAGAGGGUGGUCUUCUACGGCGUACCUGAGAAUCCGAGAUUUUACGAUGAGGUCGUGGGAUUCAUUGGAAAGACGCUGGAGAGAGGCGAGAUUAGUAGGGCUGAAGCGAAUGUUAGGGUGGCGUUUUCGAAAUGGGAGAGGAUGGAGCUGGAGAGAAUUGUGGGGAGCAAGAGAGUUGGGAAGAUGAUUGGCGAUAGGGGCGAUGUGUUUGAUUUCGUAUAAAGAAUAGGAGUCCCUUACACGCUCACCAUAUGAAUGAGCAGCUUAAUACCCCUCCCACGCCCAAAUACCUGGUGCGAUCUCGACCCUUCUUGUGCGGGGCCCAUUCGGAUCCUUAUUCAUCUGGAUAGCGAUACAAUCGCAAGGCCCAACCUUCGAGCAAGUGUGCGCCAAAUCCUCCAUUACAUCCGCAAACACUUCGGUCUCCUCAUUUCUGCGGAGGGCCAUGACUG
This is a messenger RNA of Trematosphaeria pertusa, 2410 nucleotides long. RefSeq names its product U3 small nucleolar RNA-associated protein 25. The transcript has 2 exons. Gene Ontology annotation, biological process: maturation of SSU-rRNA from tricistronic rRNA transcript (SSU-rRNA, 5.8S rRNA, LSU-rRNA). The record is from RefSeq and is a predicted model, not a curated record. Lineage: Eukaryota; Fungi; Ascomycota; Dothideomycetes; Pleosporales; Trematosphaeriaceae. Gene Ontology annotation, cellular component: nucleolus; small-subunit processome. Gene Ontology annotation, molecular function: U3 snoRNA binding; rRNA binding. The coding region runs from base 9 to 2180 and encodes 723 amino acids.